GCUACUCCUUUUUCAAUGACACUGAAGAGACGAAGGCCACCAUCAAAGACUAUGCUGAUUCCAAUUGCUUGAAAACAAGUGGCAUCAAGAGUCAAGACUGUCACAGUCAUAGUCGAACAAGCCUCCAAAGUUCUCAUCUAUGGGAAUUUGUGCGAGACCUGCUUCUAUCUCCUGAAGAAAACUGUGGCAUUCUGGAAUGGGAAGAUAGGGAACAAGGAAUUUUUCGGGUGGUUAAAUCAGAAGCCCUGGCGAAGAUGUGGGGACAAAGGAAGAAAAAUGACAGAAUGACAUAUGAAAAGUUGAGCAGAGCUCUGAGAUACUACUAUAAAACAGGAAUUCUGGAGCGGGUUGACCGAAGGCUAGUGUACAAAUUUGGAAAAAAUGCACAUGGGUGGCAGGAAGACAAGCUAUGACCUGCUCCAGGCAUCGAGCUCAUUUUAUGGAUUUCUCUUUUUAAACAAUCAGAUUGCAAUAGACAUUUGAAAGUCAUUUUGGGCUUUUAUUGUUUUUUGUUUUUUUUUUAAACCUGUAAACGUGCUGAUAAAAUUUCUCCACAUCUCAACUUACAUUGGGUUUCAGAGUUGUUGUCUACUUGGGGUGAUGGCAGCAACCCUUAAGAAACCCUUCUCCUCACCCCAAGGAGAGGAGGGAAUAAUCUUUUGUGGUACCUUGAUCAAACAUUGUUCCCCUAAUCAAGAGUUGCAGAACCACAACACCAAUGCCAGUUGGUAUUGCUCAGAGAACAAGGGUCCAAUUCUGCCAUUAGGGACACAUCCAAUACUCCCAUUUCUAAGGUUCAAAAGUUGUUAGAUGGUUAACCGUGGCAGCUCACAAAGAAAAUAAAAUAAAAUGUGAUUAGUUUGUAACUUAUAGCAGAAGAGAGUAAGAUGUAAGAUAUACAUGCUUUAGAUUUUAAAUCAUUAAAGUUAAAUUCCAUAGAAAAGUUUC
Molecule: messenger RNA, 948 nt
Organism: Galeopterus variegatus (Sunda flying lemur)
Lineage: Eukaryota; Metazoa; Chordata; Mammalia; Dermoptera; Cynocephalidae
Gene: ELF5
Product: E74-like factor 5 (ets domain transcription factor)
Exons: 4
Biological process (GO): regulation of transcription by RNA polymerase II; cell differentiation
Cellular component (GO): nucleus
Molecular function (GO): DNA-binding transcription factor activity, RNA polymerase II-specific; sequence-specific DNA binding
Source: RefSeq, a predicted model, not a curated record